GGGACAGGUGAGCCACUUCCCCGACAGGGAACGCCCCUUCCCUCCACCUGCGAAUGAGUGGCGGCUCAGGUAGGCACUUCCUGUUUGGGGAACGAGAGAGCGAGAGAAGGAGAGAGAGAGAAGAGAGAGAGAGAGAGAAGGCGAUUGUCAACGCCGCCCGCCGAGGGAGGAUGAAGUCGGACGAGGAGGACGAGAGCAAGACAGCGCUUCUGCGGGAGGAAGUUUCCCAGCUGCAGGAGGAAGUGCACUUGCUGCGUCAGAUGAAGGAGAUGCUGACCAAGGACCUGGAGGAGAGCCACGGGGGGAAGUCCACCGAGAUCCUCUCGGCCACCGAGCUCAAGGUCCAGCUGGCCCAGAAGGAGCAGGAGCUCAACAGGGCCAAGGAAGCCCUCCAAGCCAUGAAAGCCGACCGGAAGCGUUUGAAAGGCGAGAAGACGGACCUGGUGAGCCAAAUGCAGCAGCUCUACGCCACCCUGGAGAGCCGCGAGGAGCAGCUGCGCGACUUCAUCCGGAACUACGAGCAACACAGAAAAGAGAGCGAGGACGUGGUCAAGGCGCUGGCGAAGGAGAAAGACCUGCUGGAGAGGGAGAAGUGGGAGCUGCGGCGCCAGGCCAAAGAGGCCACGGACCACGCCAGCGCCCUGCGCUCCCAGCUGGACCUGAAGGACAACCGCAUGAAGGAGCUGGAGGCCGAAUUAGCCAUGGCGAAGCAAUCGCUGGCCACGCUGACGAAGGACGUGCCAAAGCGGCACUCGCUGGCUAUGCCGGGGGAGACGGUGCUGAACGGCAACCAGGAGUGGGUCAUGCAGGCCGACCUCCCGCUCACGGCCGCCAUCCGGCAGAGCCAGCAGACCCUCUACCACGGCCACCCCCAGCACACGGUCGACCGGCAAGCGGUGCGGGUGAGCCCGUGCCACUCGCGCCAGCCCUCGGUCAUCUCGGACGCCUCGGCGGCGGAAGGCGACCGCUCCUCCACCCCCAGCGACAUCAACUCCCCGCGGCACCGAACGCACUCGCUCUGCAAUGGGGAUAGUCCUGGACCGGUACAGAAAAACUUGCACAACCCAAUUGUCCAGCCAGAAAGAACAAGGCUGGGCUAUAUUUGGAAGGAAAAGGGGGAUGAAGGAGCGACAGAAGCGGCACACAGAGACACACUCUUCUCUUAUGCGAUGCAUGUUCCAGCUGUCUCCGUCACCCACGACUCCUACGGAUGGAAUAUUCUUAUUCCUAAGGAAAUGGAAAGAGAGAAAGAAAGGGAGAAGCUUGGAACGGUCCUUUUGUCCCCGCGCUGCCUCUGUGAGUGUAAGCCAAAAUUGUGGCGAAGCGUUGUCGUUCAGAAGGAAAACACUCUUUUAAUUCAAGACGUUCAAGAAGAAGAUGGUGGAAAUUAUACUUGCGAGCUGAAGUUCGAAGGGAAGCUCAUACGGAGAACGACUGAGCUCAAAGUUACAGCCCAGAUCAGCCAUUUUGGGAUUACGCUGGAGCAAUCCACACCAGCAUAUAAGAACAAAGUCCCGUGUUUUCCUUGA
This is a messenger RNA of Anolis sagrei ordinatus, 1529 nucleotides long. NCBI's taxonomy places the organism in Eukaryota, Metazoa, Chordata, Lepidosauria, Squamata, Anolidae. The record is from RefSeq and is a predicted model, not a curated record.